This is a messenger RNA of Rhizoctonia solani, 402 nucleotides long. RefSeq lists its product as uncharacterized. The record is from RefSeq and is a predicted model, not a curated record. Lineage: Eukaryota; Fungi; Basidiomycota; Agaricomycetes; Cantharellales; Ceratobasidiaceae. Bases 1 to 402 code for a protein of 133 amino acids. The transcript is spliced from 5 exons.
AUGCGUCUUACUUUGAGCCUGCUAUCAGUUGCGAGCGUUGCUCUCUGCGUUCCUUCUCUCUGGUUCGCUCGGGGUGAAGACUGGAAAUUCGCUCUUGGAUGGGACGGGAAGACUACCACACCCGCCCAGCUGGAUCCCAGUAACGUGAUCAAGCCCACACCUGGUAGACCUGCAGCGGCGGCCGUUUCGGGAGGAGUCUACUUUUGCACAGAUGCGGAUUGGAAGGGUCGGUGUCUCUAUGUUGCUGGUUUCAAAGAUAAUCAAUGCGUGAACUUUGGAACCGAGUUCAGCGACAAGGUCACCAGCUUCGGUCCCGACAAGGGACUAGCAUGCUUACUCUGGAGCGAGUGGGACUGUAAGGGUACGAACCCUGGAGGAUGGUUGGUUCACAAUGGCAAGUGA